AUGCAGGCAGUCAAAGGACAGGCCGAGCUGGUGCGCAAGGCCAAGCUUGCCCGCUCGUAUCAGGAGCUUCUCGAUGAAUUCUCCAGCAAGGAUCUCAAAUCCGUCGGCUCCUAUACUCUCGGUCGGUUGAUUGGAAAGGGAUCUUUUGGCAAGGUUUACCUCGCCUCCCACAAGCUCACCAAUGGCUCCAAGGUCGUCCUCAAGUCCGCCAACAAGGGCGACUCCAACCUUGCCCGGGAGAUCCAUCACCAUCGACAGUUUAUACAUCCGCACAUUGCGAGGUUAUACGAGGUUAUCGUGACGGAGAACAUGGUUUGGAUGGUUCUCGAAUACUGUUCCGGCGACGAACUAUACAAUCACCUCCUCGAACACGGUCCGCUACCCGUCCAAAAAGUCCAAAAGAUCUUUACACAGCUCGUCGGUGCCGUCUGCUACGUCCACAACCACUCGUGCGUCCACCGCGAUCUCAAGCUCGAAAACAUCCUCUUCGACAAGCAUGAAAAUGUCAAGCUGGUCGACUUUGGGUUCACAAGAGAGUAUGAGGGUAGGACCAACCACCUCCAGACAUUCUGCGGCACCAUCUGCUAUUCAGCACCCGAGAUGCUCAAGGGCGAGAAAUAUGCUGGCGAAAAGGUGGAUGUUUGGAGUCUCGGUGUGAUUCUAUACGCUCUGCUCUGUGGCGAGCUUCCCUUCGACGACGAUGAUGAUAACGUUACCCGAACCAAGAUCCUGGCCGAGGAACCCAAGUAUCCUGAUCAUCUUCCAGCUGACGCAGUUCCACUGAUCAAGGCACUCUUGUCCAAGAGACCACUCCUACGUCCAACAUUGCCCGAUAUCCUUGCCGACCCGUUCCUCGCCGAGCAUGCCCCUACCCAACGAGCUAUUCUCGAUGUCCAGCAGUCACCUCCGUUCUCGACCCCCUUAGAAAAGGAUUGUUUACAGAGGAUGCGAAGCGCUGGUGUCAACAUCGAUGCCGUGAUCGAAAGUGUGCUCUCUCAAAAAUGCGAUACCCUUGCGGGAUGGUGGGCUCUCCUUCUCGAAAAGGAGCAGCGCAAGAUGCAGAGAAAGGAGAGGAAGCGGAAAGAGAGGGAGGCCGAAAGCCGCAGCAUACGACGUUUGUCCGCAGCAUCGAGUCGACUGGAACGGAUAGCUCCCAUCCUACAUGAGGUAGACGAAGCUAAUGGCAUGUCACGACACAUGAGACUGGAGCACUCGGGAUCGGGAUCACGAAGUCGAGGGAGAAGCGAGCGGAGGAGCGCCCAUUACGUGGACUACGUGGUAUCAGAUCUCCCUCAACUACUCGAAGUUGGAAAGGAACCAGGAGCAGCAAACGCCGAUGGUGACCAUCCUCCCCCACCCGUCGACAAGGACUCGAUCAGAUCGGUUUCGACCUCUCGACAGCGCCGACCUAUUCCACCUCCUAAGGAGGGCCUAAUACGUAGUGCUCGAUCACGGGGCUCGACUCUUCAUCUCGUUACGACAUCGGAUGCACUAGGUACGGACGGUGGCAGUGCUCAGAGCCAGCAGAGCCAGGCAAGCGGUUCCGAAAAGACACGAAGGAAGCCCAGCCUUGCAUUCAUAACCCACUGGAAGAAUAUGACACACUGGUUGGCUGAGAACACGACGAGGAGGAGCAAACGUGGGCACGAGAGGCGGACAAGUCGGAGCACUCCCGACCUGCAUAAGAAAGAGGGCAGUGCCACCAGCAGUAAGGAUGGAAGCUCACGGCCGCAAACUAGCAAGUACCCGGCUUCCGGCUCACCGGGGACACAGCCAACAGCCGGGCUGCCCAAGGGAGUCGUGGCUAACGGCCAUGUCGCGAGGGCACAUCAGGCCGGAAGCAGUGUUCAGAGGACAGCCUCGGGAGGGUUGACAUCUCCGACCUACCCACCACCACGUAUCACUACGGGGUCGUCGUACAAGCGACAGUCAUUGUCACCCUCGCCCCUGACCCCGAGGUCGACGGUUCGACGGUCGUCAGCUGGACUGCGAGGCCGAAAGUCGACAUCAUCCUCUGUGUCGUCGGUUCGAUCGAUACACCAUCAUCAUCAUUCCCACUCAAAGGCAUCGUCCACCAGCUCGGCAGCUUCUUUUUCUACAUCCAUGUCGAAAACGCCUCUUCAACGAGGUCAUUCACCUCAUCAUUCUGUCAAGGUUCUACCAGCAACACCUACUUCUGUGUCGUUUCCAUCAAAUAUCCGCCUUGUUCGAGCGACACCACCUCCAUUGAGCAUCUUUAACGAAGGCAUGCCAUCUGGUCCCCCACAGGCACCUGGAUCGCCGAACCCCUUCUCUUCUGGCAUCAUGUUUGCCAAGCGGAAGCGCAACUUGUUCAAGGGGCCGACACUUAACUUUGCCGGAUCUUCACAAGGUCAACGCAACAGUGGAUCGGGUUCGCAUUCCCGAAGUGCGAGUGCCUCCGGACUGGGACGUCGAUCUGGAGAAAUCACCAUUCAAGAGGAGGAUGAGGGAUCCGGAGAGGACGAUGAUAUCGAAGAAGUUGAUGUCUUUAGUCCGGUCAUUGGGGGUCCAGGGGAAAAGAUCGAAGAGCAAAUCUUUGAAGAGCAUGAAACACCAAAACUGGAACCGGCGCCCACCAUCAUCGAAAAGAAGCCAGAGGUCGCAGCCUCGACGACAGCCGAAACCUCGACUUCAGUGGCUGCAGGAAAGGCUCCCGCGGCAUAG
Messenger RNA from Fusarium keratoplasticum, 2685 nucleotides. Its product is annotated as Protein kinase domain-containing protein. The transcript has 5 exons. Gene Ontology annotation, cellular component: cytoplasm. Gene Ontology annotation, molecular function: protein serine/threonine kinase activity; ATP binding. NCBI's taxonomy places the organism in Eukaryota, Fungi, Ascomycota, Sordariomycetes, Hypocreales, Nectriaceae. The record is from RefSeq and is a predicted model, not a curated record. The coding region runs from base 1 to 2685 and encodes 894 amino acids. Gene Ontology annotation, biological process: protein phosphorylation; intracellular signal transduction.